AUGCAGCUAUAUCUCGCAGUAGUUGUACUCUUAUUCUUCAUUCAUCAUGUAUCAUUGAUACCCAUUGGAACAGAAGCUGAAGCACUUGAGUAUUUAACUCAACUUGGUUAUAACAAAUGUCAGUCCCAAUCGAAAGUAUUAUGUAGUAUUAAUUUUUCGUCAAUUCUUCGUGAUUACCAACAGACAUUUGGUCUAGAAAAAACUGGUAAACUUGAUGAGCCAACCAUAGAAUUAUUGAAUACACCAAGAUGUGGCAAUGCAGAUAGACCUCUAUCAUCAUCAGUGUUAGCGUUAACCAAAUCUAAAUGGAGCAAAACCCGUUUGAGAUGGGCAUUACGCAAUUCCUCAUCACGAAUUUCUCAUGCACAAUCACUCAAUAUUAUACGAGAUGCAUUUGAACAUUGGAUAAAACAUACACCAUUAAAUAUAGAACAAGUUUGUCCAACAUGUGAGGCUGAUAUUGUCUUUAAUUUUGUUCCAGUAGAUGGUCCAAGUGGAACGUUGGCUUAUGCAUAUUUUCCAGAAGAUGGACGAGUUCAUUUUGAUUCAGCUGAAAAUUGGAUUGAAAGGUUCGAUCAUGAUGGUACAAAUUUAUUUCUUGUUGCUGUACAUGAAAUUGGUCAUGCACUCGGCUUAAAGCAUAAUACAAAAGACAAACAAUCAAUUAUGUAUCCAACGUAUCAAUUAAUGCCAAAAGGUGAUAUUCUACCGAAUACUGAUCGAAAAUGGAUUACCGAUAAAUAUGGAGAUCCUGAUUUGAUCGACGAAAUUCAAAUAGAUACUUUAUCUAAGGUAGAAGAAGACCGUCAGAAUGCUCAACCAUCUUUGGCAGAAGUUAGAAGUGCAUUGAGUCAAAUGAAAUCGAGGAAAGCUCCAGGAAGCGACGCAGUAACUGCUGAUUUCUUGAAAGCUGGUGGUGAACCAGCCAUCAAAUGGUUACAUGCCAUCUUCAUUGAUAUUUGGAAAAACGAAGAAAUGGUGGAGGAGACAGUAGCACUCAAGUCCAGAGCCAACGGGAAAUUCGUAGCGGCAGAACAUUAUGGUUCUCUUCCAUUAAUCGCACGUUCGGACGCGGUGAGCGAAUGGGAAAAAUUCGAAAUCGUUCCGGUGGAUGAAAAUCUCAGCCUUAUUGCGUUGAGAGCCGUCGUCAACAAGAUGUAUGUGGCAGCCGAGAGUGGUGGUGCCAGCCCGUUGAUUGCCAAUCGACAUCAAAUCAGCACAUGGGAAACAUUUCAAGUGGUGAAAUUGGCUGACGGUACUCAAGCACUCAAAUCAAUGGCCAAUAAUCGCUUCGUCUGUGCGGACAACAAUGGAAAUAGUCCUCUCAUCGCCAAUCGGGAUUCAGUAAGCGCAUGGGAAGCAUUCGAGAUUAUUCCACAAUAG
Messenger RNA from Didymodactylos carnosus, 1383 nucleotides. NCBI's taxonomy places the organism in Eukaryota, Metazoa, Rotifera, Eurotatoria, Philodinida, Philodinidae. The record is from the annotation of a GenBank genome assembly.